UCGCCCUCGCGUCAAAUAUGAAUCCAGUCCCGGAAGCCCUGCUUUCACAGUAAAUAGAAUGCGCGUGUUUUGAAGAGUGAAAUACUUUUGGAGCAUACUUUGUGAUUUUGUUAUUUUUUGACUGCUACCUGUUGCAGUAAUUUACCUUUUAAAUUAAUCGUAACAUUUCACAACCCCUUCCCAAAGUUUAGCAUCAUGGCAGCAUUAAAAUAUGCAGGUUUGGAUGAUACUGACAGUGAGGACGAACUGCCACCUGGCUGGGAGGAAAGAACCACAAAGGACGGAUGGGUUUACUAUGCAAACCAUGAUGAACUGAAAACUCAAUGGGAGCAUCCUAAAACUGGGAAAAGAAGAAAAGUGGCUGGAGAUCUGCCGUAUGGGUGGGAGCAAGAAACUGAUGAACAUGGACAGGUCUUCUUUGUUGAUCAUAUAAACAAACGAACCACAUACCUUGACCCAAGACUGGCCUUCACUGUAGAAGAUGCUCCUGAAAAGCCCAGUGCCAGACAGAAAUAUGAUGGGAAUAGUACUGCCAUGGAAAUACUGCAGGGGCGUGACCUUACAGGAAGGGUUAUCAUUGUCACAGGUGCUAAUGCGGGCAUCGGUUUUGAGACUGCCAAGUCCUUCGCACUACAUGGAGCCAAUGUCAUUCUAGCAUGUCGGAACAAAAUUCGUGCUGCCAAUGCUGUUAGCAUGAUCCUGGAAGAGUGGCCCAAAGCCAAGGUGGAAGCCAUGACCCUUGAUUUAGCUUCUCUACGCAGUGUGCAAGAAUUUGCUCAGGCAUUUAAGUCAAAGAAUCUGCCCCUGCACGUACUUAUUUGUAAUGCAGCUGUGAUUGGCCAGACUUGGCGUCUGACAGAAGAUGGUCUGGAAUCAACUUUCCAAAUCUGUCAUCUUGGUCACUUCUACCUUGUCCAUCUACUUCAGGAUGUGCUGCGCCGUUCUGCUCCUGCAAGGGUUAUUGUGGUGUCUUCAGAGUCGCACAGGUUUACAGAUCUUGUGGACACCAACUAUAAGAUAGAUCUCAACUUGCUCUCACCCCCAAAGAAAGAAUACUGGUCCAUGCUAGCUUACAACCGUAGUAAACUCUGCAACAUUUUGUUUUCUAAUGAACUAAACCGGCGCCUUUCCCAGUAUGGGGUCACCUCUAAUGCACUGCAUCCUGGGAAUAUGAUGUACACAUCACUUCAUCGCAGCUGGUGGGUCCUGACUUUCCUCUUUACCUUGGCCCGACCAUUUACAAAGUCAAUGCAACAAGGAGCAGCCACCACUGUCUACUGUGCCAUUGCACCAGAGCUGGAAGGCCUGGGUGGGAUGUAUUUUAACAACUGCUACCGGUGCGUACCCUCAUCAGAGGCCCAAAAUGAGAGGACGGCUGCAGCGCUGUGGGAGCUAAGUGAGCGACUGAUUCGUGAACGGAUCGGGGCCCAGGCUCCCUAAGCUGAGAAUUUGGAAGUCAAACUCAAAGUGAAAGGAAGAGAAUAGCCUUCCUUGCUUUUUUUUUCUUUUUCUUUUCCUUUUCUCUUCUUUCAUUCUUUAAAGAUCCAUUAAACAAGCUACACUUCAUCCAGGCCUGAGCUGUAAUAACAAGUACAAGAAAGCUACUAACCCUGGAUCAUUUCCAGCGACAUCAUCUAGAGGAUUUACAUAUACCUCAGAUACAGAUUAAACAGUGUUAAGUGAAAUAAUUGCAGUCACAACACAGCGAAAAUGUUAAGUGCUAAUGGGAAAUAGGGAAUAGAGCAGGUUAAACGGGACAGUGCCUAUCUCUCUCUCACUCUCUUUCAUUGCGUCUCCUGAGUCUACACAGACUAGCAAUCUGUCUGGCUCAAGAAAUGCUGCAAAUAUUUUCAUUGCUGUUAACAGGGGCUGUGAUCAGUGACAAUUUGAGGCCAAUACAAAGCUGCAGUCGCAACUAGAAUUCUGCAGCUGCUGACUUUCUCUUUCCUUGUUGCCAAAUGUGUGCUGUACAGGCAGUUGCACGGCUCUCAUAGGAGAGGGAAGCACAAUGAAACUUUUUGUGGAAAAAACACAAGUUUAAACCCUCACCACCACUCCGAGGCCAUUCUUGUUUUGAUGUGUAUGUGUUUUUCCUUUCCCACUACUGAUAUCUGCAUUUAGAUAUAUAUUGUGUGGACAUUUGCAUGGUGUCCACUUAGUUUAAUAGUAUAAAGUAGAACAGUGAAAGUGCAGUGCAUACUAAACUAUGAAGAUACUGUACAAUGUGAAAAAAAAUCAAAAAGACAAAAAAGUGAAAACAUGCAUAAUGCUGCUUUGGAUAUAAGAUGCCAACAAGCUAUUUGUUGAAAGGAUCUUUUAUCAAACACAUGCCUAAUAGAUGACUUUUUACUUCAUUUUAAAAUAAUAUGGCCUUUAGUGUACUGCCUACAAGAAGAAAUAAUUUUUGACUCUCUAGAGUUUUUUUUUUUCCUUUGAGGGUAUACAGUUGUGAUGGGAAUGUUAUUAUGUCUUUCCCUUAUAUUGUUAUGUUGAGUCCACUGUGCAAAUUAAAUGACUGACAAUUUUCUCACUUAAAAUACUAAAUCAUACACAUCAAGGGAUAUUAGAAAUCUAAUUCAUAAAAAAAAGUUUAUAUAUCAAACUAAUACUUUCGGUGGGCAUGAUAAGACUGAAUGAAUGGAAUAAAUUUGUCAAAAAUGAAUUUUAAGGAUGAUCCAAGAAUUAAAUGUUUGUUAUUCAUAAUUCUUUUUCUUUUUUUUUUUUUGCUUUUUUUUGUAUUUUUUUCUCUUUUUCUAAAAAUAUGUUUUUAUGUCAAUAUACUGAGGUACUUAGAUUUUUAAUCAGUUUCAUAAAUUCUUAGCUUAGCUUAUUCAAACAACAUGCGUAGAUAAUUUUCACCUGAAGAUAAAAUGUCUUCUUUUGUUAAUUUUGUUUCUUGUCUUAGAAAAAAAAAAGCUGAAGGAAAAAUAGGAGGCUCUGUAGAAUGUUGUGAUACUGUUGUCUUCCUUGCAUCUUUUGCAGUGAUUAUACUUCUAAAUGUUGUGCUUUGUGGCAGUCUUCAUGCCAAAGGUCAUUCUGAGCCAUCAGCAUUCCAUUAUCAUGUUGUCUGUAAAGAGAAAAAGAAAAUUAAAGAGGAUUUCUCAUUAUUGA
Erpetoichthys calabaricus (reedfish) is the source of this 3111-nucleotide messenger RNA. RefSeq names its product WW domain containing oxidoreductase (gene wwox). The record is from RefSeq and is a predicted model, not a curated record. The transcript is spliced from 9 exons. NCBI's taxonomy places the organism in Eukaryota, Metazoa, Chordata, Cladistia, Polypteriformes, Polypteridae. Gene Ontology annotation, molecular function: protein binding; transcription coactivator activity. Gene Ontology annotation, cellular component: nucleus; cytoplasm. Bases 196 to 1440 code for a protein of 414 amino acids. Gene Ontology annotation, biological process: positive regulation of transcription by RNA polymerase II; hippo signaling.